AUGCACUUGAAGCUUACCACCCUCGCCUCAGUUGUUGCCCUUGCGGCCAGUGCACGUGCAACGAUCGUUGGAACGUAUUAUUGCACUCAAGCAAAUUUCUAUGGCCCAUGUGCUUACACUGAGGCUGAGUCUGGGACUUGCAUUACUUUUUCGGCGGGAGGGUUUUGGAACCAGGACAUAGCCUGUAUGCGUCCGGACACUGGCGUAGCAUGUACGUUGUACAGUGGGGUGAACUGUACCGGAGCGACUCUUGCGGUCAAAUCUCAGAUGGGUACUAUCAGUUGGGCGGACAAAGCAAGUUCCUAUACUUGCGUGCAAACUUGAUAUCCUUCGGUAUAUAAUGGACUUUCACCACUAAUGUGGUUUAGUUAGAAUAUCUUGAGAAUAUCUGUAUUAGAUGGCGACCCAUGGCGUGAACAUAUUUCAAUAAUUUUGUAGGUCGUGUCUGGGAACCUGUUGUGACUAAUACGUAUUUCUUGCUGC
This is a messenger RNA of Guyanagaster necrorhizus, 483 nucleotides long. RefSeq lists its product as uncharacterized. The record is from RefSeq and is a predicted model, not a curated record. Bases 1 to 324 code for a protein of 107 amino acids. Lineage: Eukaryota; Fungi; Basidiomycota; Agaricomycetes; Agaricales; Physalacriaceae. The transcript is spliced from 3 exons.